CCCAUGGCAUGACAGACGGGCGAUUUGAAGUAUUUCUCCGUUUUGUCGCUGGUCUCUCCUCCCCACGGGCAGCUUGGAUCCUGGAGGAGUUUCUGGGUAAAUUCCCUCAUCAAACAAUCUGCCGAGUGAGUGACUGGGUGAAGGGGGAGGUUAAACGUCCAAUUAGAAAUGCAGCCAGUGAGUUUGGUAAAAGGAGGCUCCUGAACACGAUGCACUACCUGUUUGAGUCUCAGAGUCCUGUACUGGCUCAGCAGACACUGGGAUCUGUGGAAACACUUUCAUUCAGUGGACUGGGACUGACCCCGAUUGACUGUGCGGUCCUGUCUCAUGCCAUCAGGCUCUGUGAUACAAUCAAACGUUUAGAUCUGCAGAGCUGCCACAUUCAGUGUGAAGGUCUCCAGCGGCUGGGACCGGUUCUGCACAAGUGUCAGCACUUGGGACUGGGAGACAACGACCUGGGAGAUUCCGGUGUGAAACUGGUGUCUGCGGCUCUGAGGAACCCGGGCUGUAAAAUACACACACUGCGGCUGGACAGUGUCGGUCUCACAGAUUCUGGAGCCGAGGAUCUCGUCUCCACUCUCAGUACAAACCGCUCACUGACGGGGCUGUACCUGACACACAACUCCCUCACAGACCGAUGUGUCCCCGCUCUCCGCCGCCUCAUACUGAACCUCCCGAGUCUGGAGUUGAUCAGGCUGGAGGAGAAUAAGUUCAGUGUGACCGGGAAGAAACUGAGGUCGCUGCAGGAACCCAGACCCAGACUGAGUGUGGCCGUGUGAACAUCUCGUGGUGUAAACGUCACCGCCCUGGGGACCGGAAUAUUGUUGGCCGAUUCCCCACCCUCCCCUUUAAACGGCCGCCCUCCCCUUUAAACCCCAACGCUUCCCGGGCCGGCCGGGCGGUGACAUCAGAGGCGACCCUGCCCGCUGUCACGUGACCCGGGUACGCGCUGCUGCUGAUGCCGGAUAUCCGGUGCUGCCCUCCAGUGGGGGAUGGUGAUGG
Amblyraja radiata (thorny skate) is the source of this 1002-nucleotide messenger RNA. RefSeq names its product NACHT, LRR and PYD domains-containing protein 14-like. Lineage: Eukaryota; Metazoa; Chordata; Chondrichthyes; Rajiformes; Rajidae. Bases 9 to 779 code for a protein of 256 amino acids. The transcript has 4 exons. Gene Ontology annotation, molecular function: protein binding. The record is from RefSeq and is a predicted model, not a curated record. Gene Ontology annotation, cellular component: cytoplasm.